Messenger RNA from Penicillium cinerascens, 345 nucleotides. RefSeq lists its product as uncharacterized. Lineage: Eukaryota; Fungi; Ascomycota; Eurotiomycetes; Eurotiales; Aspergillaceae. The transcript has 5 exons. The record is from RefSeq and is a predicted model, not a curated record. The annotation marks the transcript as partial.
GCUAUAUUUUCCGAAGAAGAGCUACGUCUAGCCACCGAGUGGCGCGUGAAGUAUCUUAGAGUAGCUAAAGAUCUAAAUUCCAAAAACCUAGACCGACUUCGGAAUAUUUUCUAUAAGAAUAGCUGUCGUCGACUAGAUACUAAUAAUUAUAUCCUUGCAGUCGUGUUACAGAUAGCUUUAGGGCCUCUACGGCCGACACCGCUUGUAGAUAUUAGCGACGACUUAAGAACUUCUCUUGUGGAGGAAUAUAUAAAUCAGAAGAAGCCAACCGACGAGGAGAUUUAUCUACGAGGGCGACUACGACGAAGUAUUGAGAGAGCGAUGGCUUAUAUAUUUAUCGCGUAG